Molecule: messenger RNA, 642 nt
Organism: Fundulus heteroclitus (mummichog)
Lineage: Eukaryota; Metazoa; Chordata; Actinopteri; Cyprinodontiformes; Fundulidae
Gene: nupr1b
Product: nuclear protein 1b
Exons: 3
Coding region: 95-319 (74 amino acids)
Biological process (GO): negative regulation of cell population proliferation; negative regulation of cell cycle; regulation of transcription by RNA polymerase II
Cellular component (GO): nucleus
Source: RefSeq, a predicted model, not a curated record
AGGAGACGAAAACAAACCCGGAGAAGAACCAGAACAGUCCAGAACAUCCCGAGUUGUCUGAUUUCCCACCGUCUGUGAAGGCGCCGCAGCGACCAUGAGCCACGUCGACGUGAAGAACCUGAAGCUGUCCAAGUUUGAGGAGGAACAUUACGACGAGUACGACUGUUACAACCUGACGGACAAGUACGCAGAGGGUUCGGCCCGCAAAGGCAGAACCAAGAAGGAGGCCAGCGAGAACACGAACCGACAGAACCCCGCAGGACAUGAGAGGAAAAUCGUGGAAAAGCUGCAGAACAGCGAGAAAAAGGCCAAGGAGUGAAGCCUGAGGGCUGCUCGGAUGGCUUUUCCCGGUAACUGACCACGGCCUCCUUGGCGACGGAUCGAGACGUGCGGAUGGCAGGGGCCUGCUGGGCUCCGUUUGGAGCAGGGCUUAAACCUCGGCAUGGCGGGGACCCUGUGGAGCCAGGCCUCAUGACGCUGCAGGUGUCUGCAAAGUGCUCACCUUUCUGCUGGCGAGCACCAGAGUCCUGACUAACCCGGACCACGGCGGUGCAGAUGACGCGUGUCAGCUUGGAGAUGCUUUUUAAUGCUUCUUUUUUUAUAUAUAAGGCCAAUUUUUACCAUUAAAGGAUUUUAAACACA